UCUGCUUUAAUAGCACACUACCAGUAAUCUUCAAUUCAGAUUUUUUCCCAACUCGUCUUCGAAUUUUCAGGAAGCUCGAAUCGAUUUUCCGCGACGAUAUCCAAGAUUUUGAGCUCGAACUCGCAGGUACUUGUGGAUUCUGGUUUCUGGAUCGAUUUUUGUUUAAUUUUUGUAGGCGAAAUUCUUUCGAUAUCCAUUUCUUCAUCUCUUUCCCAUUCGUCUUCGAAUUUUCAAGAAGAUUGGAUCGAUUUUCGGUGACCUAUCCAAGAUUCUGAUCUCGAACUCGCAGGUACUAAUGGAGUCUGGUUUCUGGAUUGAUUCUUCUUUAAUAUUCUAGACGAAAUUCUUCCCAAAUCAAUUUUUGGUGAUGAUAUCCAAGAUUCCGAGCUCUAACUCGCAGAGCUGAAAUUCGCAUUCAUGGUUAGAUCUGUCUUGAAGCGACAUCACAGAACAGCAAAAAGAUCAAGGCGGAUAUCAUUGUCCAAGGAUGACGGAACAUCACUGGAGGGAUGAAAUAAAAUCCCUUUUGGGGUCUCAUGUUGCUCCUGAAAAAACUGAACAGCUUGAAGAGACAAAAAAGGAAAUUGAGAAUAAAGCGAAUAGGAUCUUGAAGCUUAUCAAAGAUGAAGGAGAAGAGAGCAAUUUGAACAUAGAGUCACAACUUGUUGACCUCGUCACGGAGUACUGCAAACAGUACAAAUCACUCAACGAACCUCAUGAUGAUCAUACCGCAGAGUUAAAGGGGACAUGUUAUUACCAAGAAGGAACAAUUUUCAGCCAAUAUUCCGAUUCGGAUCCUUCUUCGAAGGAGAAAGCCAGUGGAAGCAUUAAACAACAAAUUGAAGCUGCAAAUGAUAAUGGGAAGAUAUUCUCUGGAGAUCUGCAAGCCAGAGAAGAUCAGUUGAAAGAUGAGAAUUCAACAUUGCAGGAUGGGAAGGAACAGAGAAUAAUAAAUGGUUUACAGUUAGAUCUGGCCUCUUUACAAACCCAGAAAAAGGAACUGGAAGAGCAGUUUGAAGAGAAAAAUUUGAAGCUGCAGUUGGUUCAAACUGAACUACGAGACAAAAUUUUAGAAUUGGAAAGAAUAUCAAAAGAGAAAGAGGAUAAUGAAAGGAAAUUGAAAUUGCAGAUUGCAGGAGAAAAAAAAGAAGCUGAAGGAAGAAACAGUCUGGCGAUGAAAAAGAACAAUGAGCUAGCUAGAGAGGUUGCUGGUCUGCAGAAAGCACUGAAAAAGUCAACUGAAAAGCACAAACAACUUCAGGAUCAGUCUCAGGAGACCUACCUUGAAAAACUUUGCGUGAAAGAUGAGAUGAUUCUAGAAUUAGGAGACAAAAUUUUAGAAUUGGAAAGAAUAUCAAAAGAGAAAGAGGAUAACGAAAGCAAAUUGAAAUUGCAGAUUGCAAGAGAAAAACAAGAAGCUGAAGGAAGAAAGAGUCGGGCAAUGAAAAAGAACAAUGAACUAGCUAGAGAGGUUGCUAGUCUGCAGAAAGCGCUUAAAGAGUCAACUGAGGAGCACAAACAACUUCAGGAUCAGUCUAACGAAACCUACCUGAAAAAACUUCGCGCGAAAGAUGAGAUGAUUGAUACGUCUAUUGAGCUGGCUAAGAAGAUGAAGCAAGAAAUAAUAGUUAGAACCGAAGCGAUUAGAAGGUUACUGGUAGAGAAAAACACAACUGAAUAUAACCUGCGGACCUCAAACAAUAACCUUCAUGCCACAGAACAAUUACUUGCUGAGGAGAAAGAAGUCUACAGAAAACAAGAAGAGAAAUUCGAACAAGAAUGUAAAGAACUCAAGGAGAAAAAUUCCAAAUUGUCAAAUGAGAUUGACACUGCUCAGAGAGAUCUCAUUGAGAUCAGGAGUUCACUGGAGAAGACAAGAAAUUCAUUCUCCGGACUUGAAGUAGUGUUCCAGGAGUUCCAGGAAACUGACAGUUCCUUCCAGAGCCGUAUUGUUGAAGUCUCAGAAGCACUUCGGAUUUUAAAGAACUUGCUUAUGGACAGAAAUGGUAAGAUAAAAGAAUUGGAGAAGAGACUCAACAACAAAGAAGAUGAGGUGCUCAAAAUAGAAGAAGAGAAGUGAUUCAAGGUGCUCAGCAUGUGUACCACUGUAAUCAAAUUGAUGAUCUGAAGGAUGUUUUGAGAUUUUCAUUUCUUUGUCCAGUUUGUCUGUCCACCUCCAAUUUUUUUAUUUUUUUCACUUGUAGGGCAAAUUGGACUUGUUAAUUGAAUUGAGAAAUGGAUACCAAAUCUAGCUUUC
Messenger RNA from Macadamia integrifolia, 2257 nucleotides. RefSeq names its product putative leucine-rich repeat-containing protein DDB_G0290503. The record is from RefSeq and is a predicted model, not a curated record. Lineage: Eukaryota; Viridiplantae; Streptophyta; Magnoliopsida; Proteales; Proteaceae. The coding region runs from base 488 to 2080 and encodes 530 amino acids. The transcript has 4 exons. Gene Ontology annotation, molecular function: actin binding.